Molecule: messenger RNA, 3516 nt
Organism: Cervus elaphus (red deer)
Lineage: Eukaryota; Metazoa; Chordata; Mammalia; Artiodactyla; Cervidae
Gene: FOXD3
Product: forkhead box D3
Exons: 1
Coding region: 1453-2898 (481 amino acids)
Biological process (GO): cell differentiation; anatomical structure morphogenesis; regulation of transcription by RNA polymerase II
Molecular function (GO): DNA-binding transcription factor activity, RNA polymerase II-specific; RNA polymerase II cis-regulatory region sequence-specific DNA binding
Source: RefSeq, a predicted model, not a curated record
CCGCUGCCAAUGCCGGCUCCUUCCCCAGCGCCUCAUUUCCGACUUUUUCACAUGCUAAGUCGUUUAACAACUCCGAGCAGCUAGUUGCGGCUUUAUUUAUAGGUUCUCUGUUAUUUUACGUCCUUUUUAUUUCUCUCUGCAACUAUUCUGAUAGAUUAAUCAAUAGCCAUUUUCUGACCUUCGGAAACCCCAACUGAUGCUGCUGUGGCCGAGCGGGGGGUGGGGGGCAAUAUAUUAUUACACACACAUACAUAUAAACACGCCCACAUCGAGCCAGGAAACCGAAGACAGGACCCUGUGGUUUGACUUUAGCGGGAGGAGGAGCGCCUCCCCUCAGCAGGUGUCUCCGCCGACUAAGCACAGAGGCAGGAGGGGCUCUUAAGUCUAAUUAGCAAGACAGAGCCGGGGCGCUGCCCUUAAUCUUUAGAGCUAAAAAGAAUUUAAAAAAAAAAAAAAACCACAAGACCGAGACUACUAAGUUUUUCUUUAAAAAAAAUUUUAAAAAGGUAUGUGAAUCUUGUCCUACAUUCUAUGCCUAGGGAGCUUUGGCAAAGGGCGGGUGGCAAGCGGGGGUUGGUGGGGGGGGAGGGAGAGGGGGCGGGGAGGUCGGGGAAGCAGAGCCGCGGGUCCGGCGGGCGCUCCCGGGCCCACACCCUCCCUCGCUCACACGCACCCACCCUCACUCACACCCACAGGCUCCCUCGACCCCCUCGCCGGGAUCCAGCCCAGGGCGGGGUCCCAGGGCGGUCCCAGGCGCCCUUGGGCCCCGCGGGAUGCCGGAGCACGGUGCGGCGCGGAGUUGCGCGUCCCUUGUCCCUUUGUUGACAAUUCUCUCGACCAACUUGAGUUUGGCCGGCUCCGCGGCGGCCCUGACGUCACGCACGGUCACGUGGCCCCGCCUCCCGUUGGAUCUUUAAGUAGAAAGUAAUCUAUCAGGCCAGUCCUUAAAACGGGACUUUCGACUGCGGGGGCUUCGGCGUCCCUGACACCCCCCUCCCUCCCCCGGUUGCCCCUGCCCGCGCCCUCCCGAGCUGCUCGGCGCCCCGCGUCCCGCGCCCGCCUGCACCGCUCCUGCUCCCCACGCCCGGGCCGGAGGCAGAGGAAGGCAGGCGAAGUGAGGGGGUGCGGCGUGGAGAAGCUGUCGGGCCCGGGCCGGGUCCGGGGCCGCGGCCGGGAUCAGCAGCGAGCGCCUAGUACCAAGCGCCAGGGACAGCUGGAGUUUGCGGAGCGCUGCCACGGGGGGCGGACGGCACAGCCCGAGUCGUGCGAUGCCCGGCCGCCGAUUGUGAGCCAAGCCGGGAGGGCCCCGGACCACCUACGCCCCCCUCCCCUCUCCUAAUCCCCUGUCUUUCGGGGGCGCCCCAAACCCCUUUCCUGAGGUUGGCGGCAGCCCCUGAAGACGCCCAUCGCGCGCCGCUCCUUCCCCGCCGCCGCCACCAACCCCGAGGAGGGAUGACCCUCUCCGGUGGCGGCAGCGCCAGCGACAUGUCCGGCCAGACGGUGCUGACGGCCGAGGACGUGGACAUCGAUGUGGUGGGCGAGGGCGACGACGCGCUGGAAGAGAAGGACAGCGAUGGGGGCUGCGACAGUCCCGCGGGGCCGCCCGAGCUGCGCCUGGACGAGGCGGACGAGGUGACGCCGGUGGCACCCCACCACGGGCAGCCUCAGCCGCCGCACCAGCAGCCCCUGGCACUGCCCAAAGAGGUGGCUGGAGCCGGGGCCGGGCCAGGGGGCGAGGCGGGAGCAUCCGAGGCCGACGGCUGCAAGAGCGGCGCUGGCGGCGAGGAGGGUGGCGGGAGCGGUGGCGGGCCCGGCUCCGGCAGCGGUGCGGCGGGCGGCCUGGCCCCGAGCAAGCCCAAGAACAGCCUGGUGAAGCCGCCCUAUUCGUACAUCGCGCUCAUCACCAUGGCUAUCUUGCAGAGCCCGCAGAAGAAGCUGACUCUGAGCGGCAUCUGCGAAUUCAUCAGCAACCGCUUCCCUUACUAUCGGGAGAAGUUCCCCGCCUGGCAGAACAGCAUCCGCCACAACCUCUCGCUCAACGACUGCUUCGUCAAGAUACCCCGUGAACCGGGCAACCCGGGCAAGGGCAACUACUGGACCCUGGACCCUCAGUCCGAGGACAUGUUCGACAACGGCAGCUUCCUGCGGCGCCGGAAACGCUUCAAGCGCCACCAGCAGGAGCACCUGCGUGAGCAGACGGCGCUCAUGAUGCAGAGCUUCGGCGCAUACAGCCUGGCGGCGGCGGCCGGCGCCGCGGGGCCCUACGGCCGCCCCUACGGCCUGCACCCUGCGGCCGCGGCCGGUGCUUACUCGCACCCGGCGGCCGCGGCAGCUGCGGCGGCGGCGGCGGCUCUCCAGUACCCGUACGCGCUGCCGCCCGUGGCCCCCGUGCUGCCGCCCGCCGUGCCGCUGCUGCCCUCGGGUGAGCUGGGCCGCAAAGCGGCCGCCUUCGGCUCUCAGCUCGGCCCGGGCCUGCAGUUGCAGCUCAAUAGCUUGGGAGCCGCCGCGGCCGCCGCAGGCACGGCGGGCGCCGCGGGCACCACGGCGUCGCUCAUAAAGUCCGAGCCGAGCGCGCGACCGUCGUUCAGCAUCGAGAAUAUCAUCGGAGGGGGCCCCGCGGCGCCCGGGGGCUCGGCCGCGGGCGCUGGGGGCGCUGGGGUAACUGGGGGCACCGCGGGUAGCGGAGGCGGUGGCGCCGCGCAGUCCUUCCUGCGGCCGCCCGGGACCGUGCAGUCGGCAGCGCUCAUGGCCACGCACCAGCCUCUUUCACUGAGUCGGACGACGGCCACCAUCGCGCCGAUUCUGAGCGUGCCGCUUUCUGGACAGUUUCUGCAGCCUGCAGCCUCGGCUGCCGCUGCUGCCGCCGCCGCUGCUCAAGCCAAGUGGCCCGCUCAAUAGGGACGCGCCGGUGGCCGGGAUGCGGGGCCUGGCGGCGGCCUGGAGUCUCGGCUGCAAUUUGCAAGCUGCGCGCCCCGCCCCGCUCUUGGCCCCCCUGCCCAAUCCUGGACUCUGCCUCUCUUCCAUUUCCUCCCCCCCGACCCCUCAACACCGACCUUCGGCGGCCUCCACCCAGUCCUGCACACCUAGGCUGGCGGAGCAAACUCUCACCGCGCGCCCGCGGGGAAUGUCUUUCCGUACAGGUAAAACCGAAAACCGAUUUUUCCAAAACUGUACCCGGACGGCGCCUGCUCUCAAUACCUGGGGGAUGAGAGGGAAAUUCUUUGUACAUAUUUGUAUAAAAAUUAUUGACUUUCCUUUUGGGGUUUUUAUUUUUUUAAGAAAAAAAUUCAGUAGAUUUAGAGCUCUGAACUUUCAUUUUUUCUGAAGGUUCACUCUCCGCAGUUUUAUGUGAGAAAAAAUGUAUAGAGACGUUGGGAGAUUUUAAAUAUAAAAUUUUCAGAAGACGAAAGUCAUUCUAUAUAAAAGUCUGUUUAUAUAUAAUGAAUAUAUAUGGUAUUCUAAAUGUUAUUCCAUCGUGUUGUACACAACUUUGUAAAUAAAAUUUUUAAAGGCUCA